AUGGCUCAUGAAGUUCUGGACUCUUUCAACAAGUUAAAGGGGAGAGAGGGGUUUGUUGGUCUCAAGCUGGAUAUGUCCAAAGCUUAUGACCGGAUUGAGUGGAGUUUCCUGAGAAGAACCAUGGAGGCUUUUGGUUUUGAUUCCAGAUUCAUCCAACUGGUUAUGAAAUGCAUUAGCUCUGUGUCCUUUUCGAUCUUACUAAAUGGAGGCCCGCUGAAACAGUUCUGCCCUGGUAGAGGCCUUCGUCAAGGCGAUCCUAUUUCGCCCUAUCUCUUCAUUUUGUGUAGCGAGGUGCUUUCAAGGAUGCUAUUGCGAAAGGAAGAGACAGGAUUGCUCUCGGGUUUUAAGGUUAGCCCUCAGAGCCCCUCCAUCUCUCAUUUAAUGUAUGCGGAUGAUAUCUUUGUUUUCUGUAAAGCCAAUCUUGAAGAAGUGGGGGUUGUGAUGGAUGUUGUCCAACUCUUUGGUUCUUGGUCUGGCCAAUGCCUGAAUGUCCAGAAAUCUGCUUAUAUUUGUUCUAAAAAUGUCAAUGAAGACAUCCAGGCUGAGUUAUCGCAGUUUCUGGGGUUCCGGAAGCUUGGCAAGGAGGAUAGAUUCCUGGGGAACCCGAUUAUCUGGUCGAAUAGUAAGACUAAAGACCUGAGGUACAUUAAGGACAAGAUUUGUUCAAAGAUUGAAGGGUGGAGAUGCAAGCUCUUAUCCCAAGCGGGUAGGUCCACUCUGAUUCGCGCUGUUGCUCAGAGUACCCCGGUGUAUUCUAUGGCUACCUACCUUUUCCCCAAAUCCUUGUGUCAUGAGAUGGACCAGGCUGUUCGGAAGUUCUGGUGGAUGGGUAGUGAGUCUAAGGAUCGGUUCCUAGCUCUUUGUGAUUGGAACUCUCUUUGCUUACCUCUGGAUAGAGGUGGGCUAAAUUUCAAGAAGUUCGGAGAUGUUAACCUUGCCUUGGUGGCGAAGCUUGGUUGGAAACUUGCAAAGGAGGAGGAUUCCUUAUGGUGUAAGGUCUUUAAAGCUAAGUAUUGGGGGAAUAGGGAGAAGGCUUUUUGGAAUUCGGAUCUGCCAAGGAAUGCUUCUUUCGGGGCCAAAGGAAUCAUGGCGACGAGGGAUCUGAUUCGUAAUGAAGCUUGUUGGGUCCUUGCAGAUGGGGGGAAGGCGGAUUUGUGGGCCUCCCCAUGGAUACCUUGGUUAGAUUGGGAUAAGUCUAGAGCUGCCUUCAAUCCAUUGUGUGUACCGAAUCCAAUUAAGGUCUCCACCCUGAUUGGAGCAGACAGAGAGUGGAUAGCUAGUUUGGUUCAAAGAUGGUUCGUACCAAGUGUGGCUAGCUCUCUGCAUCUAAUUCAGCGGUUGCCCAGCUCUCAAGAUGAUCUUCUCGUGUGGAAAGAUGCUACUAAUGGUAUGUUUUCCCCUAGCGUGGCUUAUAAAUCCAUUAUCAAGAGUCGCUGGGGUGAGACAGAUCAAAUUUGGCUCCGGAUUUGGAAGCUUCAACUCAACGAGCGGUUGAAAAUGUUUCUGUGGAAACUUUGUAGAGAUAUCAUCCCGUUUGGGAACCGGCUUCAAAGGAUCUUCGGCAAUAGCACUACAUGUGUGAUCUGUGGUGCAGCGGAGGACUCGGCCCUACACCUAUUCUUCAAGUGUCCGCUUGCUAAGGCCGUGUGGUUUGCAAGUCGGUGGGCUAUUAGAAGUGAUACACUUAACUUUGGUGCUCCUAGAGACAUGGUGGUGUGGCUCUUAUCUCCGGAGUUCUUGAAAGGUGCUGAUGCGGAAGUCUUGGGUGAAUUUCUGAGAUUUGGGGUUUGCUUGUUUGAUGCUUUGUGGACUGCCCGCAAUAGAGCCUUUCACGAUCAGAUCAGUCCUACUUGGAGAGGUGUUCUUGCCAAGGUGACUAGUGCUGUUGCCUAUCUCCUUUCGGCUUGGGAGUCUCCUACAACUGCUGGUGCGUUCAAGGAUCUUCGUGCUGCAGCUGGGAUAGUGGUGGCUAUCUCGGAGGUUAAUUUGUCGGAGGCUAUGGCUGUGUGUUAUGAGGCAACUCAGCCACUGGAGGCUGAAUUGGUGGCGUUAGUUCAUGCGGUGAAGUGGUGUACUAUGAGGGGCUGGAACCGGAUGGUUAUUGCCUCAGAUUGUCAACUGCUGGUGCUUGGUUUACAUGCUCGGAGGGCUCCGGAUUGGCGGCUGGCUGGUGUUUUCUGGCAGCUGGUGGAGAUGCUUGAUGCUCUCCCUGACGUGAAGAUUGAAUGGACACCCCGGGCUGGUGUUCUAGCUGCUCACAAGCUUGCUAAGUGGGCGAUUUUACAUUCGGUUUCUGGUUUAUUUUCUGCUGAGGACUUGGUCCCUCUUGUGGCCAUGUGA
Cannabis sativa is the source of this 2340-nucleotide messenger RNA. RefSeq lists its product as uncharacterized. Bases 1 to 2340 code for a protein of 779 amino acids. Gene Ontology annotation, molecular function: RNA-DNA hybrid ribonuclease activity; nucleic acid binding. NCBI's taxonomy places the organism in Eukaryota, Viridiplantae, Streptophyta, Magnoliopsida, Rosales, Cannabaceae. The record is from RefSeq and is a predicted model, not a curated record. The transcript has 2 exons.